CUUUUCCCUUGUCUUUCUUCAAUACUUGCGUGUGGUCGACAAAAUCUAAAAACCCCCGCAGAAAAAUCAAAGACCCUUUUCGAUUGCUACUUUUGUUGCAGAAGAAGAUGCCGACUCUCACAAAGCUUUUCUCCAUGGAAGAAGCCGCAACUCACAACAAGCAAGAUGAUUGCUGGAUCGUCAUCGACGGCAAGGUCUAUGAUGUAUCCUCGUAUAUGGAUGAUCAUCCUGGAGGAGAUGAUGUGCUUCUUGCUGUCACCGGCAAAGAUGCAACGGAUGAAUUUGAAGAUGCAGGGCACAGCAAAGAUGCUAGGGAACUCAUGGAGAAGUAUUUUAUUGGCGAGCUAGACGAGUCUUCUGUACCGGAAAUGCCAGAGCUUAAGAUCUACAAGAAGGAACAGCCAACAGACUCUGUUCAGAAGCUUGUUGAUUUGACAAAGCAGUAUUGGGUUGUUCCUGUCUCCAUUAUCACCAUCUCUGUUGCUGUUAGCGUCUUUUUCUCUCGCAAGAGAUAAGUAGUCUCUCUUUCUUGCCCUUGAUAUGCUCUGAUAUAUUGAGUUACUGGGGAUUCAACUUUACACGAGAACUCCCCAUCAUAGAUUUUUGUAUCACAGAUAUGAUGAUAGAUCAUUAUUAUUAUUUUUUCAACUUUCCAUCAAACUUUUGUAUUGGGAUCAUGUUUCAAUACACAAAUUAAUGAUAUGAUUAAUGGAUGGGUUGGUUUGCUGGUA
Molecule: messenger RNA, 731 nt
Organism: Camelina sativa (false flax)
Lineage: Eukaryota; Viridiplantae; Streptophyta; Magnoliopsida; Brassicales; Brassicaceae
Product: cytochrome b5
Cellular component (GO): membrane; intracellular membrane-bounded organelle
Molecular function (GO): heme binding
Source: RefSeq, a predicted model, not a curated record